CCACCUCGAAAAAGCCCAUCAGUUAUAUAUGACCGUUAGAGGAAUACUGGAAUCAUGUUUCCGCAUUCUCGAGAUCCUCAUCUUACUAUGGACGCGCGGCGCCAACAGGAACUUCCUGGAGCAAUUAAACCUGGGGCCGAUACACGCAUAGGAGGGGACAUUCGUGGAGCAUUAUGCAGUCGAGGAAGCUCUCAACGAGGUAGAGGAAGAGGCGGUAGGCCUGGUAUUAGUCGAACGAGCCAGUUACCACUAAGCACGAGCGCUGCCGUACUUGGGCGUACUCGUCAAGCAACAGUAUCGCCGUGGAAUACUCAGCAAUCAGGUAUUUCGUCACCGAUUGACACAAGUUAUCAGAACUAUUCCUCCGGAUCUAUAUCAUCUCGAAAGCUGUCGGCAGGUUUCACGACUAAUGGACCGCCAUCCAGCCAACCCACUACGGGAUAUUCAACUGUAACUGCAUCUACAACCCCCCAGACUUCUACAAGCAAUCACCCAGGUCCAUUAACCAGUCAUCCUACUACUGCGUAUUCGUCUAUGGUCGCAUCUGGAUCCCGAGGUAGUUUUGACAGAUACGCACCAGGACCCCUAAGACAAUCGCAGACAACUGGCAAUCUGCCUCCCCCAUCAGCCUACACACAGCAGAAAGGUGGGCUACAAACUUCAAGAACGCUUCUCCCGGUACCUGAGUCGUCCGGAGCAACCACUUCCUCUUCUGUUACCGCAUCUACGUCUGGGGUCAUUCCACGUUUCGGGGCAGAAAACAUCAACCCUUAUCUCUCAGAAGUCGACCUUGGAAGAAGACAUAGGGACAGUCUGGAAAUAUCCAGCACCAAGAAAAUACCCAAACGCACGCCGCCCAACGCAAAGCGAAAGGUGAUUUCUGACGUAUCCAACACUGAACCCAUUCCGGAGUUGCCAGAGCAAAUACUGCAAACUGUAAAGCAGAAGAAUACGGAGAAGAAUGCAGAGCAGAAGGUUCCUACUUCAGACAAACCUCCUUUUCAGCAACAACCUCCUUUGCAACAACCCCAAGCCCAGCAACUGCCAAAACAAACCUUCCCAAGUGCAGAUUGCAUUAAUUCCAUCGAUUUAGCUCGCAUUCAUCCGUUACCUCCACAACUACCACCACCCAUGCCGGUGCCAAACCCCAAGCCCAAGAAACAGAGCGGCAUUCCCAAGUCACGCACUCUUAACGUGCUUUCCAACCUGACAUCCUCAUUCUCGCGCGCAUCGCUAUCCAGCAGUAACAACAAUAAAAAUAGCCGCAGCGAUUUACGUCGCCAGAUAGGAUCGCCCAUAAUGGCUUCUAACACUUUCGACGGCAACGCGUCUCUGACCGAAAACGACAGCUCCCUUGGAGCAAAUGUGACGCCCAACCAAGCUUCCACGCCUGCACCCGCCCUCGCGACCAUGCCCGUCCACCGCAACCCUCGCAUGGUCUACAACGCCGAGACCCAAUCGUACUGGACCGGCCGCUUCGUCGCCAUGCAAGACAAGCUGCGCAACGAGAACCUAAAGGGGCAAAGUCUGAACCUCAUCACGACCUCCAUGCCGGGACAGCAGCAACCCCAAGCCCAAGCCCCUACACCCAAGCCCACCCCUACACCCGCGCCCGUGCCCGCGCCCGACGCCGCGCUCCGAACCUCCUACAGCAUGGCCUGCAUGCCAGGCGUGACUCCCCAGCUACUCUCGGGCGAGAUCGUCGCCACAGUCCAAGCCGCGUCGGAAAUGACAGACGAAGACACCCGCAUCCGCCGCGUAUUCCGCCACCUGGAGGCGCUGUGCGCGAACCGCUCUGCCCUCGACAGCAUGCACGAGUUCCAACAGGACUACGCGCGUCUCGUCGGCAAGAAGGGGCUUCUCCCGCCCGGCUCGUCCUGGGAUGACAAGGACAAGGACAAGGACAAGAAGGGUUGGGUCGGCCGCAUCUUCAGCGGUAACAGCAGCAGCGGCAGCAGUAAGAAGAAGGCUAAUGGAUCGCAGUAGGAAGCGAAGAAGAAAGAAAUUAAUGCUAUGGAUCCGACACGACCAGUGAGAAGUUU
Molecule: messenger RNA, 2042 nt
Organism: Daldinia decipiens
Lineage: Eukaryota; Fungi; Ascomycota; Sordariomycetes; Xylariales; Hypoxylaceae
Exons: 1
Coding region: 55-1986 (643 amino acids)
Source: RefSeq, a predicted model, not a curated record